Ambispora leptoticha is the source of this 450-nucleotide messenger RNA. The record is from the annotation of a GenBank genome assembly. Lineage: Eukaryota; Fungi; Glomeromycota; Glomeromycetes; Archaeosporales; Ambisporaceae.
AUGACAACUAAUAAUAUAGAAGAUUUGACUGUAUAUCUACAUGAACAAUUAUCGAAACGCAUCUUGUUCCUCGACGGAGGAAUGGGCACUGUGAUUCAAAAUCUUAAGCUGACAGAAGCUGAUUUUCGUGGCAACCGUUUCAUAGAUCAUCCAAAAGAUCUAAAGGGUAAUAAUGAUAUUCUGGUUCUGACACAACCUCAUCAUAUCAAAAAUAUUCAUUUGCAGUAUCUUGAGGCUGGUGCCGAUUUUGUGGAGACGAACACGUUUUCGUCGACUUGUAUUUCUCAGGGUGAUUAUGCGGCAGAAAAAUACGCAUAUGAACUGAAUAAAGUGGCCGCGCAACUUGCAAAAGAAGCAUGUGUUGAAAUUACCGCCAAGGAUUCUAGUAAACCGCGAUUUGUAUGUGGUGCUAUUGGUCCCACGAAUCGUACAUGCUCUAUUUCCCCUUCU